CCCAGCUUCCCUUCACUUUCCAAAGUUUACUCCGGGCGGGGACGCCGGGUGGAAGGAGCCAUGGCUGUCUACCUCGGGAUGCUGCACUUUGGGAGGCUGUGCACUGCGAGCCUGCGGGUGCAUGGACCCCGGGCGGUCUUCUCUCGAGGUUGGCAGGAAAAGAAGUUGCAGUAUGUCCGCCCGCUCAGUUCUGGAGAGAUGAACUACACCAGCCCCUUGCCUAUCGGAGGCCUCAGCUAUGUUCAGGGCCACACCAACUUCCAUCUUGUCAAUACAACUGUGGGUGAGUGCCUGGAUGCCACAGCACAGAGAUUCCCCAACCGAGAGGCUUUGGUUAUCCUCCAUGAAAAUAUCAGGCUGACCUUUGCACAACUCAAGGAGGAGGUAGACAAAGCUGCUGCUGGCCUCCUGAGCCUUGGUCUUCGCAAGGGUGACCGGCUGGGCAUGUGGGGACCCAACUCCUAUGCAUGGGUACUCAUUCAGUUGGCCACUGCGCAGGCAGGCAUCAUACUGGUAUCUGUGAACCCAGCCUACCAGGCCAUAGAACUGGAAUACGUCCUCGGAAAGGUAGGCUGCAAAGCUAUUGUAUUCCCCAAGCAAUUCAAGACCCAGCAGUACUACAACAUCCUGAAGCAAAUCUGUCCAGAACUGGAAAAGGCCCAACCAGGAGCCUUGAAGAGUGAGAGACUCCCAGAUCUGACCACAGUCAUCUCUGUGGAUGCCCCUUUUCCGGGGACCCUGCUGCUGGAUGAUGUGGUGGCUGCUGGUGGCAAAGAGCAACAUCUGACCCAGCUGCGGUACACCCAGAAGUUCCUGUCUUGCCAUGACCCCAUCAACAUCCAGUUCACUUCGGGGACAACAGGCAGCCCCAAAGGGGCCACCCUUUCCCACUACAACAUUGUAAACAACUCCAACCUGAUAGGCCAGCGCCUGAAGAUGCCUAUGAAGACACCAGAGGAGUUGCGACUUGUCCUGCCCAGCCCCCUGUACCACUGCCUGGGCUCUGUGGGGGGCACAAUGGUUUGUAUGCUACACGGCGCUACCCUCCUCCUGUCUUCUCCGAGUUUCAACGGCAAGCAGGCGUUGGAAGCCAUCAGCAAAGAGAAAGGCUCCUUCCUGUAUGGCACUCCCACCAUGUUUGUGGAUAUCCUCAACCAGCCAGACUUCUCCAGUUAUAAUUUCUCAUCCUUACGAGGAGGUGUGAUUGCUGGGUCCCCCGCACCCCCAGAACUGAUCCGAGCCAUCAUCAACAAGAUGAAUAUGCACGAGCUGGUGGUUGUUUAUGGAACCACAGAGAACAGUCCUGUGACCUUCAUGAACUUCCCUGAGGACACCCUGGAGCAGAAGGCCGAAAGUGUGGGCAGAAUUAUGCCUCACACAGAGGCCCAGAUCGUGAACAUGGAGACAGGGGAGCUGACCAAGCUGAACACACCGGGGGAACUGCACAUCCGAGGGUACUGCGUCAUGCAGGGCUACUGGGGUGAGCCACAGAAGACCUUCGAAACUGUUGGACAGGACAAGUGGUAUAAGACAGGAGACAUUGCCUCGAUGGAUGAGAAGGGCUUCUGCAAGAUUGUAGGCCGCUCUAAGGACAUGAUCAUCCGGGGUGGUGAGAACAUCUACCCGGCAGAGCUCGAGGACUUCUUUCACACACACCCACAGGUGCAGGAGGCGCAGGUGGUGGGGGUGAAGGACAACCGGAUGGGAGAGGAAGUCUGUGCCUGCAUCCGGCUGAAGAGUGGGGAGACCACCACAGAAGAAGAAAUCAAAGCUUUCUGCAAGGGGAAGAUCUCUCACUUUAAGAUUCCCCGCUACAUCGUGUUUGUGGAAGACUAUCCUCUCACUGUCUCUGGAAAGAUCCAGAAAUUCAGACUCCGAGAACAGAUGGAACAACAUUUAAAACUGUGAAGCAAAGGAAGUGUCCUCUGAUCCCUCCCCAGCCUUCUCUGCCUUCCCCAGCCCUUCCAACCCCAACCCUCCGCAACCCUCCCCAGCAUUCCCAGCCCUCCCAGCCCUCCUGGGCCUCCCCAUACCCCUUUGUUGUCUUUGUGACUUGGCAUAAAGACUUCCCUGUUUGGCUGGUG
Molecule: messenger RNA, 2084 nt
Organism: Nannospalax galili (Upper Galilee mountains blind mole rat)
Lineage: Eukaryota; Metazoa; Chordata; Mammalia; Rodentia; Spalacidae
Gene: Acsf2
Product: acyl-CoA synthetase family member 2
Exons: 16
Coding region: 61-1908 (615 amino acids)
Biological process (GO): fatty acid metabolic process
Molecular function (GO): medium-chain fatty acid-CoA ligase activity
Source: RefSeq, a predicted model, not a curated record